This is a messenger RNA of Funneliformis geosporum, 429 nucleotides long. NCBI's taxonomy places the organism in Eukaryota, Fungi, Glomeromycota, Glomeromycetes, Glomerales, Glomeraceae. The record is from the annotation of a GenBank genome assembly.
AUGAAAAUAAUCAAGAAGAGAAUUCCAAUUUUUACUGCUAUACCUGAUAACAUAAUCAUGAUUCGUGAACGAAACACAUAUCUUUCUGAUUUUGGAUUAUCUAAACCAACUGAUAAACAAGAGUCAAGUGAUCAAGUAUAUGGAGUAUUGCCAUAUCUCGCUUCAGAAGUUUUGUAUAGAGAACCAUAUACUUUGGCCUCCGAUAUUUAUAGUUUUGGUGUAAUCAUAACCGAAUUAUCAUCAGGAUUACCUCCAUUUCAUAAUAGGAAACAUGAUAUGACUUUAGCCUUAGAUAUUUGUAAUGGACUUCGUCCAGAAUUUGGUAAAGGAACUCCUGAAUUUUUUAAGAAGUUAGCUUACAAGUGUAUGGAUGCUAUUCCAAUUCAAAGACCUAUGAUUAAUGAUUUAAGAGCUAUAUGGGUUUUUUAG